Synchiropus splendidus (mandarinfish) is the source of this 2433-nucleotide messenger RNA. RefSeq names its product kinetochore protein Nuf2-like. The record is from RefSeq and is a predicted model, not a curated record. Gene Ontology annotation, cellular component: kinetochore; Ndc80 complex. The transcript is spliced from 13 exons. Gene Ontology annotation, molecular function: protein-containing complex binding. Bases 874 to 2247 code for a protein of 457 amino acids. NCBI's taxonomy places the organism in Eukaryota, Metazoa, Chordata, Actinopteri, Syngnathiformes, Callionymidae. Gene Ontology annotation, biological process: attachment of mitotic spindle microtubules to kinetochore; mitotic spindle organization; meiotic chromosome segregation.
AAGUAAACUGUCAUUCAAUGUUUUUACACUGGAUCACAGCUCUGCCUCCAGUUGGGAGGGAGUCAGAGUAGACUGGCCCUUUACAUGAGCGUCAACCAUAUAAUGAGCCUCUUUAUAGAUGCAGAAUGGCCAAAGAAAUAGUCCAGGGCUGCAUUCUUGCUUCUUUGAGAUCACAUCCAAUCUCCAAAUUGUUAUGUGUCUCUAUGUAGACAACAAAAUAAGCAGACAGAAUCAUCACUCAUUGAAAAAAAUGUAGAUUUGUAUUACAAUGUGCAAUACAUAUACUCUUAAGCAUAAAACGCCAUUUAUUCUGACAAAUAUAUAUCUUGUUUCUACGUCAUUAUGACAUACUUCAUCCGAAUGUUAUUACACGAGAAAUCUAAAAUGACCAAAACCAUAUGCAACAUAAAAUGUAACGUAUAAACAUUUUUGCUAGACUAAGAAUCAGAAUCAGAACUGUAUUAAUCCCAAGGGAAAUUGUGUCUGUAACAUGCUCUGUACACAACAUAUCACAAUAAAUUAAAAAGAAAUAUUAAAAAGUGCAAAAAAAAUCUUAGAAAAACUCAUUAACAUUAUGCUCGAUUAACAUUACACUCGAAAAUAUUGAUCGUGAAACGACUUAAAUUACAGAUUUAACACAGGGCAACGAACUGUUAGACCUGUUGCAUCACAACGAUAUAAUAGAAUAUGAUAGGGUAAUAUAUUACGUAUAGUGACGUCACAGAUGGAAGCCCGACAAUAGCAACGCUCCUUAUUGAGGCGUCACCGCACUAAUUGACCAAUAAUAGCGUUUGUUGGAAACCAACCUGAAAUGCAUUUGUUGGCGCCGCGUUCAAGCGUCCCUGUCCAGUUUCAGUAAGAAGUGCUGUGAAAAUGGCGACAGCGGCUGCCAAUACUUUUCCUGUUUGCAAUGCGGACGACUUGAUAAGCUUUUUUCGAACCGAGGUUCUGACUGAGCAGGAGGCGCAGUACUUGACCAAGGGUGACUUCGUUCCACGUCCGAAGCCGGAGUCCGUUUUAACUGUUUACAUCCGGGUUUUGCAGCUCCUGUGUCCCUUCAAACCGGAGUGUCAUUCCAUGAUUCCACUGGCGGAGAAUUUUCAGAAUCCUGAAUUUCAUGAGGGGUCAACACCCAUAUUAAAUGUCCACAUGCGCAUGUGUCAGUUUCUGCCCAUGUGUCUGAUUUUUGACUUUUCAUUGAAUGAUCUUCUAAUGCCAAAAAAGCAGAGGACUCUCACCAUCCUGAGUGCGAUCAUGAACUUUCUCCUCUUCAGAAAACGCAGGAUGGGGGUGGUCUGGGAAAAGCAGAGCAAAUUUAGAGCGGACACCGAGCAGCUGCAGGCCUAUAUGAGAGACAACCAGGAAGCUGAGAGGAAAAUCAACAUCCUCAGGACCAUUCCUCCGGAGCAGCAGGCCGAGGCCAACGAGCUGGCUGCGGCGCUCGCCGAGCUUCAGACUGCCACCACGCAUGAAUACAAGGAAGUGGAGUCCAGAAAAGAAAGCAUCGCAGAAUGGAAGGCCAGGAUCGCAGAAAUGACUCAGAAGCUGGCCCAGAUAAAGGUGGAUGUGAGCAACAUGAAGGACGUCAUCUCCAAUCUCAAGUCCCAGAUUGUGGAGUCUCCGGAGGAACUGAAGAGCCAAAUGGAAAAAAUGCGAGAAAGCGUCAAGACCAUUAAGCUCUCUUUCGAGCAAACUGAUGAGCGUGUGGUGGAGCUGCAGACCAUGGCACAAAGCGUGACCCAUGCUGAGUUGGAGGUCCAGCAGAUCAUGAGCUUCCUGCAGGACCUGGAGAGCAGCAUGAACAAGUGCAAGCAGCGGCAGGAGGCGAACCAAGAGCAGAUGACUGACAUUGAAAACAAACAGAAAGAGCUGAAGAACCUGAGAGUGCAGGAGGGACAGCUGAAGAGGGCUCUCGGAAUGAAGCUGGACAAAGAGUCCAAGCAGAACAUUAGACGGCAGAAGAAGCGAGAGAUGAAGGACCAUCAUGUUGAAGAAAGUUUGAGGCACUGUAACCAAAUCCAGCAGAAGCGAGAGGAGAUGGCCGACAAAAUCCAGGAGAUCUGCAGAGCCACACAGCAGCUGAAGGCGAAGAUCAAGAGCCUUCAAGAGGUUUGCAGCGAGGAAACCCAGAAAGCUCAGAUUCUCUACGACACAGUCAAAGCUUCCAUGAAAGAUUUACAUCUGAGGAUUCAGUCUAAUGUCCUUGAUGUGAAGCAGAUGAUGAGCAAGAAGGCACCCAGCUGUUGAUCCUUUAGAUCUGUUUGGGUUGUUCUGAUUUUCCUUCUGGAAAAGCAUGUAUUGCACAGAUAUCAUGCAAUUGUUCUUUUAUGUUCUGCUGUUGGUCCAGGCUGUCUAACCCUCUACUGCUUAUUGUUGCCCGAAAACUUGUUUAAAUAUGUAUAUUAAUGCUAUAUCUUUGUUCAAUAAAAUGUU